This is a messenger RNA of Phalaenopsis equestris, 1752 nucleotides long. RefSeq names its product protein ABHD17B-like. Bases 320 to 1210 code for a protein of 296 amino acids. The record is from RefSeq and is a predicted model, not a curated record. The transcript has 5 exons. Lineage: Eukaryota; Viridiplantae; Streptophyta; Magnoliopsida; Asparagales; Orchidaceae.
AUAAUCUCUCUCUCUCUCUCUCUCUCUCUCCCUCUCCGUCUCUCUCUCCAGCUUUUGCCCUCCAGUUCAUCCAGCUCAUGAACCAAUCCUCUAAUGCAAUUCAAAUUUCCAACUUUUUCUGCCUUAGAUUAAAUAAUCUCCACACAUAAUUACUUAAAAUCACUUAAUUGAAUGUUAGUUUGGUCCAAACUCCGACACCUGGUUUUAUUUCCAACCAUCCAUCCAUCUCCCUCCUCUCUUUCAUCCCCCCCUCCCCUCUGUCCCUCUCAUUCCGUUCCUAGAAGAAGAACCGAGAAGAACGGAAGAGAGGGAAUUCGCUAUGGGGAAUGUGACGUCGACGGUGGCGGCGAAAUUCGCGUUUUUUCCGCCGGAGCCGGCGACUUACGCGGUGUUUAGGGAUGGAGGAGGGACGGGGAGGCUUUUCUUCUCGGGGGUCUCGGCGGACAAGAACAUGGAGGUGCAUUUGAUCGAGACCAAGACCGGGAACAAGAUAGUUGCUACGUUUUGGCGGCAUCCUUACGCCCGAUUCACGCUUCUGUAUUCCCAUGGCAAUGCGGCUGAUCUCGGACAGAUGCUUGAUUUGUUCAUUGAGCUUCGGGCUCACCUCAGAGUUAACAUCAUGUGUUACGAUUACUCUGGAUAUGGAGCCUCGUCUGGAAAGCCGUCAGAAUUCAACACAUAUAAUGACAUUGAAGCAGUUUAUGAAUGCUUGAAGAGGGAGUAUGGGAUAGUGCAGGAAGAACUUAUAUUGUAUGGCCAAUCUGUUGGUAGUGGUCCAACACUGCAUUUAGCUGCACGCCUGCCAGGACUGAGAGGUGUAGUCCUGCACAGCGCGAUCUUGUCUGGGAUAAGGGUCUUAUAUCCUGUGAAGAUGACCUUCUGGUUUGACAUUUUUAAGAAUAUUGACAGAAUCCGGCUUGUCAACUGUCCUGUUCUUGUAAUACAUGGAACGGCUGAUGAUAUCGUGGACUGGUCGCAUGGGAAACGCCUGUGGGAGCUCUCCAAGGAGAAAUUCGAUCCCUUAUGGAUCAAAGGAGGCGGCCACUGCGAUCUGGAAACUUAUCCUGAGUACAUAAAGCAUCUGAGGAAAUUCAUAAUGGCAAUGGAGAAGCUCUCCAUGACAAGGUUGCAGGCAAAGCAAAGAAAUCAACCUCCCUCAACCAUGGCUGAAGCUAAGCAUAAUAAAUGCCUGAGAUUUGGUAAGAGGUGACCAUUAUAAUCUCCUUGACCCCACAAAUAUUCUUUCAAGCUCUGUUAGCCUCUCUUCUGGAAGCCAUGGGAUCACCUCCAGAAUGCAUGCAGGCUCUCUGUAACUAAGCUGAGUUGAUGACAGGAGAAGCUAGAGAAGUUCAGGUUAAAUUUUUUACUCCCACUGCAAAGUUCUGGAGUUGAUUUCUGAAGCUUAUUUGAUUGCAUAAAACUGUUCACUGGGAUUGGAUUUAUGGUUUGCCGAGCCUAAGUGAAUGGUAAAUGAAGUGCCAGAAGUGAGGUUUUUUUGUACACAAAAUCCAAUUCCAAAAAGUAAUUUGUAUAUGUUUGGUUCUCCAUUCCUUUUACAUAUUCUUCUUUUAAAGAGAUUUUUUUAGUUUGUUUGCUUGGUUGUCCAUGACUAAGGCAAUAUUGAACUGCUAAUCAGUAGUAUUUGGUUUUAUUGCUCAACUCUUCAUGAUAGUGAGGAGAAUUUGAGAAGGGAGUAGAACUUUUUAUAAGUAUUUACAUGCAAAGCUAAACAUUUCAAUCCUUGUAUUCAAU